Topomyia yanbarensis is the source of this 673-nucleotide messenger RNA. Its product is annotated as meiotic nuclear division protein 1 homolog. The record is from RefSeq and is a predicted model, not a curated record. Gene Ontology annotation, biological process: reciprocal meiotic recombination. Bases 31 to 651 code for a protein of 206 amino acids. Lineage: Eukaryota; Metazoa; Arthropoda; Insecta; Diptera; Culicidae. Gene Ontology annotation, molecular function: double-stranded DNA binding. The transcript is spliced from 3 exons.
AAGAUAUUUUUAUUUAGGAAUUGUCACAAAAUGUCAAAAAGACAGAAAACUAUUUCGGCCGAUGAGAAAAAGGCUCUUCUGUUGGAGAUCUUUCAUGAAACAAAAGAAUUUUAUCAGCUGAAGGACCUCGAAAAAAUUGCCGUCCGAAGUAAAGGCUUGAAAGAGCAAACCGUAAAAGAUAUACUCAGUAGUCUGGUUGACGCAGGAUCGGUGGAAUCCGAUAGGAUCGGUACAUCUCAUUAUUAUUGGUCAUUUCCCAACAAAAAACGACGUUCGAAACAAAAUGAACUUGAAGAAUUACAGGAAAAACUUAGGACUGCUGAAAGUCGGUUGGAAAUACUUAGAACAGAUCUCAAGAACAAAAAGGCUAGCCAGGAGGAGUCGAGUAGCAGUAUCGCCAUUUUCGAAAAGUUACGAAAUUUAAAGUCCAAGGAAGCUGCAUUGCAGAAUGCACUGAAGCCUUUGCUGAACAACGACAAAAAGAAGUUGGAAAAUAUGAGAAUGUCACUUCCGAAGCUACACGAGGCUGCCAAUCGCUGGACGGACAACAUUUUUUCAAUAAAAUCAUGGUGCAAGAGUCGGUUUAACAUUGAAGAGAAAUUGAUAGACAAACAAUUUCAGAUUCCGGCCGAUCUAGACUAUUUAGAUUAAACAAAAGCUACUUACCAUUCAA